Molecule: messenger RNA, 3366 nt
Organism: Plasmodium gallinaceum
Lineage: Eukaryota; Apicomplexa; Aconoidasida; Haemosporida; Plasmodiidae
Product: conserved Plasmodium protein, unknown function
Exons: 1
Coding region: 1-3366 (1121 amino acids)
Source: RefSeq, a predicted model, not a curated record
AUGAACAACUUUAUGGUUAAACUAAAAGGAAAUGAAAGAUUAAAUAAUGAUAUAGAAUCCGUUUUUAUAAAAAAUUUCUAUAUACAAAAUAAUUAUGAAGAUGAAUUAAAUGAAAAGAAAAAAAAUAUUAAAUAUAUAUUGACAGAAAGUUAUGUAAAUGAAUAUAUUAUUCCAUUUUUAAUUAAAGAAGAAGGUGAUUAUUAUUACGUAUUAUGUGAAAUCAAUUUAUCUUCUUUUAAUGAAAAAAGUGAUCAUUCCUUUAAUAAUAUUUUAAAUUUAGAAUUUUACUCAUCUCAUAUAUAUUUUGAAGAUAUAGAAAAAUGUCUAUACAAAAUCAAAACAAAUGUACAAAAUAAAAAAUAUAAAGAAUUUAACAUAAAGAAUAAAAAUGUAUUAUUGUUACAUGGAGAUUUUAAUUAUAUUAACAACAAUAAAGUAAUGAAAAAAGAUGGAAAUAAAAUGAAAGAAUUAUAUAAUUACAUAAAAGAAAAUGAACAUAAUUUAAGUGAUUGUUUUAAUAAUAUGGAAGGAAGUUUUAUUUUAAUUUAUGUUCAAUAUGAAAAUGAUAAAGUAAAUUUUAUUUUUUUUAAUGAUCAAUUUGGAAAAAAAUCUUUUAUGUUUUUUCAUUUGAAUAAUUCUAUUGUAUUAACAAAUAUGUAUGGACAUUUUAUAAAUUAUGAUUUUAAUUUUAUACGUUUAAAUAAAGAAAAUUAUUUAUUUGAUCAUAAUUCUAUAAAGGAAGAAUUUAAUUUAAUUAGUCAUUCUGAUAUUAUUCAUAAGAAAUCAUUUACAAAUGAUAAAAUUAUUCUUUCAUAUGAAAAUAUAAAAGUAAAAGAUAAAAAUAUUAAUAGUAUUAAUGAACAAAUAGCUAUUAAUAUAAGACCACAUUUUAUAUAUAAUUUAUUAAUUCAAAAAGACAAAGUUAUAUUAAAAAAUAUAAAGAAAACAAAUUGUAUUUAUAAUAAUUAUUAUGAAUGGAAUAAUAAAAAUAUAUCAUUAAAAGAAAAUUUUCAAUAUAUAUUAAAUUUUUUUGAAAAAAAUAAUUUUUUUGAUGGAUUUAAUAAGGAAGAGCAAAUAUAUUUGAAAGAAACUAUUGAAUAUUUAGUAAAUGAAAAAAUGAAAUAUGAAAAAGUUGAUUAUGAAAAAAAAAAAAGAUAUGUAAAUAAUGAAAAUAUAUUCUUAGAAACUAAAAUAAAUAAUAUUUUUAUAAAUUUACAUAUGGCUUUGUUAAAUAAUGUAAUUAAAAAAAAAAUAGAGGAAUUAUUUGAAUGUACUGGCGAAAAUGAAAUUGAUAAAAACAAAGCUGAUGAAAGUAUGGAUUAUUUUUUUAAAAAAAAUAUAAAUGAAAAUUUAAAAGAAGAUGAAAAAAAAAAAUCAGUAGGAAUAUUAUUUUCUGGAGGAAUAGAUUCCACCCUAUUGACAAUUAUAACAAUAAAAAAUUUUUUUCGUUUUUAUAAAAAUGGAUACAUUGAACUAAUUAAUGUUGCUUUUAAUGAAAAUGCAGUUGAUAGAUAUACUUCUCUUUUAUCUUAUGAAAAGAUAAUUAAUUUAUUUCCUUAUUAUGAUAUCAGAUUAGUAUUUAUUGACGUUUCACCUGAUGAAUUAAUAAAAUAUGAAAAAAUAAUUUAUUCAUUAAUUUCACCUAAUAAUACUACAAUGGAUUAUAAUAUUUCUUCAGCUUUAUUUUUUGCAAAUAUAGGUAGAGGUUAUAUAUGCCCUCCUUCCUUUUUUAAAUCAAAUGUAUGGAAUACUAUGAAAAAAAGUAUUUUCCAUAUUUUCAAUAUCAAUUUAAGUAAGCAAAUGAAUAAAAAUAAUUUGAAAGAAAAUAAUGAAAAAUAUCAUAAAGAAAAAGAUGAAAAUGAAGAAAAUAAGACAAAGAAUAUAAAAAAAAAGUGUAGUGUUUGUGAGUUUGUAAUGAAUAAAAACUGUAUCCAUAAGUGCUGUUCAUCUUGUUGUAGGAAAUUAAGAUACAUAUAUUUAAAUGAAUUUUCUUUAAAGAAAAAGCAAAACAUAGAAAAGGAAAUUUUUUCAACAUUUAGUAAAGAUGUAAUUAAUAAUGAUAUGAACUUUUUCAAAGAAGAGAAAAAUUCUAUUGAUAUAUAUGAAGUAAAAUAUGAUAAAAAAACAAAUAAAAAAUUCAUAUAUUUAUUAAUUAAAAAGAAAAAGAUAUUAAUUGAUUUUGAAAUUUUUUCUGAAUGUAACAUUCAUAAGGAAAAAUUGUAUGAUUAUAAAAAAAUAGGUACACUAUUUUUUGAGUUUAAUAAAGAAUUAGAAGAAAAAAAAAAACAUGGGAAAAAUAAAUUUAAAACAGAUUUAAAUAAUGACAACAAAAAAAGUGAAAUUGAAGAUGAAGAAGAAAAUGUAAUGAAUUUGAAAGAGAACGAUGAUAAUAGAAUAUUAAAUAAUGUAGGAAUUAAUAAAAUUGGAAAAGAUAAUUUCAUUGAAUAUUUUGUUUCAAAAAAAUCAGAUCAAAAUAUGAAUGAUUUUCAUAAAAUAGAAAACUUAUUUUCUGUAAAAAACAAAAAAAAAAAAGGAGAAAAUAGUAAUAAUAAGAAUAAAGAUAAAAUUUUUUUUGAUGAUACUUUUAAAAAAGAAGAAGAAUGUUUAAAUUUUUUGAAUAGAAAAUUAUAUAAUCAUGAUAAUAGAGAAAACAAAGAAAAUUAUGAAUGUAAUCAUAAACUACUAAUAAUAGGCAGUGGUGCUGAUGAAUUAUAUGGUGGUUAUUACAGACAGAAUAAUUCAAAUACAGACAUUAGCUUAGAUGCAAAUUUCAAAAUGAAAGAAAUGAUUAAAGAUAUCAAAAGAUUGUGGAUUAGAAAUUUAUAUCGAGAUGAUAGAAUUUUAAGUUUCACUAGUAUAUCAAGGAAGGAUAUUUUUUAUCCAUUUUUAAAUAUAAACUUAGUUAAUUUUUUAUUUUUAUUAUCCUUUUAUAUAAUAGAAUCACCUAUACAUAAUUUGGACUCAUUAGAAAAAAUACAGGAUGACGAAAAAGAAGAAUCACAACUUUUAAAUAUUACGGAUAUUUUUCAAAUAAAUAGAAAAAUAGAAAAUGUAGAAAUUAAAAAUGAAAAUAAAUUAUAUAAAAAAAAUUUUCAUUUUUUAAUGGAAAACUUAGAAGAGUGUUAUCAAAUAUAUGAAAUUAUUAGGAAACAUAAAAUUAGCAAAUGGAUUCUAAGAAUGUCAAUCUUUUUUUUAAAAAUUAAGGAAGUUAUGUUUUUUAAAAAAAAAGCUAUCCAAUUUGGUUCAAAAGCGAAAAAUAUAAAAAAAUAUAUGAAAGAAUCUUUGUAUCAUUUUAAUAACAAAGAAGAAAUUAUAUAUAAUAGGAAUGACAAAAAAGGAGACGAUUAUUACACUCUUUUAUCUUAA